GCGAAAUUAACGUUUUCAGAUGAACUGGUGCCUACUUGCAGGCGUUAUAACAUUGUUUCUGAGCGUUUCUUCUCUGCCUUACUACGAAGAUGACUUUUCUGACAUCCAGGGACCGUACUGCGAAAAUAUAGGAUGCUGCAAUGACCGACAAGAUUCCUGUUCUGUUCCUAUAUUGGGUACCUUGUGCUACUGUGAUGAAUUCUGCAACCAUACGAGAGUAGAUGACUGUUGUCCAGAUUUUUGGUACCAUUGUAAGGGCAUCCCCCCUCCCACUACUACGACCACAACCACUAGAGGACCCCCACAGCCCAUAGUUGGAUGCGAAGUAGAAGGGUCGAAUCGUACCAUUUUCUGGAAAGAAAAAGUUAUCGUCAACUGCAAUGAAUGUAUUUGUGAAAGCGCAGGACGAGACAAAGUGGAGUUGUUAUGUGAAACUAACGUUUGUUUGAUGGAUCCCAUGAUUACGGAGACGAUCAAUAGGAACCCAGAAAAAUUCGGCUGGACGGCAGCUAACUAUUCUGAAUUUUGGGGAAGGACUCUAGAUGAAGGCAUCAAACUUAGAUUAGGAACUCUUCCUCCUCAGCAAUUCGUGAUGAGGAUGAACUCAGUAAGGAGGAUGUACGACCCCAACGCACUCCCCAGAGAAUUCGACUCCGAGGAAAUUUGGCCUGGUUACAUUUCCGGUAUUAGAGAUCAAGGAUGGUGCGGGUCUUCUUGGGCUCUUUCGACCGCAGCGGUAGCUUCAGAUAGGUAUGCCAUAGUUUCGAAAGGAAAGGAAGCAGUGGAGUUGAGUGCACAGAAUUUGAUAUCUUGUGACACGAAAGGUCAACAAAGCUGCAGCGGGGGUCAUUUGGAUAGAGCUUGGUCAUUCACUAAAUACUACGGCCUUGUGGACGAAGAGUGUUUUCCAUACGUAGGCAGAAACGAACCCUGUACUAUCAAAAGACAAGGCUCGCUGGCGAGAGCUGGAUGUAGACCACCAAAAUAUGGAGACAGGAAAUCAAGAUACACUGUUGGUCCAGCUUACAGACUUGGAAAUGAAACCGAUAUCAUGUAUGAAAUAACAAAAUCAGGACCUGUUCAAGCUACCAUGAAAGUACAUCACGACUUUUUCACAUACAAUGGAGGCAUAUAUAAACACAGCGACUUGAAUCUGAACGACAGACAUGGAUAUCAUUCUGUUAGAAUAAUUGGGUGGGGAGAAGAAAUGACUUACAAUGGCCUGCAGAAAUAUUGGAAAGUUGCCAACAGUUGGGGACCAAAUUGGGGAGAAAAUGGCUACUUCAGGAUAGCUCGAGGAACGGAUGAAAGCGAAAUUGAGUCCUUUGUAAUUGCCUCUUGGCCAGGAGUUGAUCGAAAAAUUCUGUUGAUGGCUGAAGAACUCCCAAAUCCAGCUUAAGGUUUCAUCGCGCAUUCAAUGACGGAACCAUUCACUUUUAAUCUAACUGAACUUAAAGUUCCAUUAAAGUGGAUGUUUGGUACUGGCAGGCAGCCAGCAUUGAUCUUUCGAAAUUUCAAAGUGUAUUUAGGAUUGAUUCAAAAAGUGUUAUCUACCUUUAGGACAUUUCAGGUGUACUUAAUACCGGUAUAAAAUAGACAUAUUUUUUAUUGUUAAGAAAGUAUACUUAUACUGCCUUUUUACAAAUAAUUUGUAAGUCUUGUUGAAAGUUACAGAAUCAUCACUUAUUGAUGUAGCUAUUUUGGCAGCAUCGAUCAGGAAUGACUUAGUCAUGAAUCUUUUUUGAAACACCAAAGUUGUUCAACAUGUGAAGGCAAGGCAAACAUUCAAUUCGAUGUAGCAUUAGUUUUAAGUUUAUUAGAUGUUAGAAUACAAACAUUAUUAGUAGGAUUGAAAAUUCACUAUUUUUUACUGUAUUGAUAUUUAAUACAUUUUAUACUCAACCUUGAA
Leptinotarsa decemlineata (Colorado potato beetle) is the source of this 1909-nucleotide messenger RNA. RefSeq names its product Secreted Wg-interacting molecule (gene Swim). Gene Ontology annotation, biological process: proteolysis. The record is from RefSeq and is a predicted model, not a curated record. Lineage: Eukaryota; Metazoa; Arthropoda; Insecta; Coleoptera; Chrysomelidae. Gene Ontology annotation, molecular function: cysteine-type peptidase activity.